Folsomia candida is the source of this 2077-nucleotide messenger RNA. RefSeq names its product gamma-aminobutyric acid receptor subunit rho-2. Gene Ontology annotation, cellular component: synapse; membrane; neuron projection. The record is from RefSeq and is a predicted model, not a curated record. Gene Ontology annotation, biological process: signal transduction; chemical synaptic transmission; chloride transmembrane transport. Gene Ontology annotation, molecular function: chloride channel activity; extracellular ligand-gated monoatomic ion channel activity; transmembrane signaling receptor activity. The transcript is spliced from 9 exons. The coding region runs from base 131 to 1762 and encodes 543 amino acids. NCBI's taxonomy places the organism in Eukaryota, Metazoa, Arthropoda, Collembola, Entomobryomorpha, Isotomidae.
AUUCCUUCUUCGUUUCGACCAGCUUCAGUUAAAUUAAGUGGACUAGAAUUUCAUAUACAUACUUAGUCAUGAGCUAGUAAAAUUUGUAGGAAAUUUUGUGUAUUAAUCUUGUCAUAAUUUACAAUUCGGCAUGAAUUUUACAGCAUUUCAAUUGGCAAUUUAUUUCCUGGCGACGUUUUACUCUGGCGUGACAAUUGCGCAAAAUGUGACCACCAUCAUGGAGGAAAUUUCAACAACAAGUACGACAACAAUUGAUGCAAAUGACUUUAACGAUACAAAUCAAGAGGCCGAUUCUAUUGAGACGACGACAACGACUCCCCUUUAUAAGGAUACGUCAAAGAUAAGUGAUGUUCCAGUGGAUCAGGAAAAGGACAAAUUGAAGGAUCUGAUAAGAAAAAAGCAAGUCGUCGUCGUGGAAGGGGAGGACGAUGAAGUACUCAAACUUCCGGAGGGGUACACUAAAGAAAAGAUCCCAGCGUCGUACGAGGGCAAGAAGCCGUUCAAAGUGGCGAUUUUCAUUAAUAUUAGGGCCAUUAAUUCAAUCGAUAUGCUACACGAGAAAAUCACACUCGAUUUGGACUUGUACGAAUUUUGGGCCGAUUCUCGAUUUCAUGCAAGUCUCAAGGAUACUUCCAAUACAACAAAGAAAUCAGGAAAAGAUGCCCCAUUUGUGGUCCAAGUGCAAAAAUUGGAUCCUGAAUUUGUAAAAAAGAUCUGGGUACCGGAUUUGUUGAUUGAAAACACUGUCCUCAUUCCGCACAAUGAUUUGACAAGUCAACCCCUCGUUAGCUUUAAUAGUGAGACGGGAUUCGUGAAAUAUUCGAGAUUGGAAGUUACCAGCCCUUGUGCAAUGUCAUUCUUUUACUACCCGCUAGACACGCAAACGUGUGAAAUGACAAUUCGUAGCUACAAGCAUUUCAGUGAUCACUUGAAUUUGCACUGGGUCCACUCUGGUGUCUUCUUGGGAUCCGUAGACAAUCCAAAUUUUGCCAUAAAAGUUGAUUCAGCUACGAAAGAAAAGCGUGUAGCGAGGACCAUUAACUUGCCAAAUCUGUUGGAUAAAGUGCAUUUGGGCAACAUAAUUUUUGCUGACAAUACAUUCGACGUGUUAAAGGUGUCGUUGAAAUUCCGUCGAAAUGUAAGUUUUCACAUGGCGCAGACCUACAUGCCGUCCACCUUCUUUAUCGCAAUUACCUGGUUGUGCUUCCUACUUCCGGCUUCCUUGGCAGCGUCCCGUGUCGGCAUCACGAUGACAACACUCCUUACGAUCAACACCAUGUUCAACUCUGUGAGGCAAAGUGCACCUCAAGUGUCAUAUGCAAAAGCUGUGGAUUUCUGGAUGGGGGCCUGUACUCUGUUCACAUUCCUGUCCCUGCUGGAAUUCACGGUCAUGGCGUGGUUAGAACACGUAAAGGAAAGGGAGGAAAAGAGAACCAAAGAGUUUGAAGAGGAGGAACAUAAAGCCUUGGAACUUUGCAACUCCGCGAAGGAAAAGAUCGUUGAGGAUAAUGACGAGAAACAAGGUGACGGCUUGGUUGCCGUGUUUUCCAUGCCGAUGACGAGUACCAAAGAUCGCAAGAAGAUUAAAAGAAUGGAUCCGGACGAGCUAAAGAAGAUUUUGAAGAUUCGCAAAUUCCUAAAGAAACAUGGCCUAACCAUGUUGUGGAUGAGCUUUGUAAUAUUCAAUAUAAUUUACUGGAGUUGGAUUUGUGCCGGGUCAAAAUAUUUUGAUUGGGACGUGGAUCCCAGUUGUAAUGGAUGAUGCAAAAAAUAUACAUUUUAAGACAAUGAUAAUAAAAACGUAUGUUACUAGUAUGUUUAACUCAAUAAAUAACAAAACUUUCAUAAAAAUUGGGCAUACUAAUAACAACGUCUUUUCUAGAAUCGCAACUCAUUCCAAAAUUUUAGAAGCUCAGGAAAUUUAUGUCGGGAGAGGAUUCGCAAAAAUUCGCAAAUAUGCACCUACAUAUACAUAUUGAUGUUAUUUCCAGGGAUAGUUUUAACUUUUCUAGCUGUUAAUGAUGGGAAUGGGUUUGUGGAAUAGAUAAUUUUGGGAAAAUAAACACAUUGUCAUGUU